GUAAAAAAAUAGUAAAUAAAAGUAUCGAGUAUUAUUUGCGACUGGAUUAUCAACGAAUUUCAACCUCAAAUCAUAGACAAUUGUCAAAAAUAUUAUUUGUGUUAAUCAAGUUGUAUAAAGGAAAGAAAGUUCAUAAAGACUGAGGACUAAUUCUGGCCUCCUGCAAAUUUUGUCCAAGCUCAUGAAAAUCUAUAUAUCUUGAGAUCAGUUAUAUUCAAUUCGAGUAAUUACACUACUGUACUAAAUAUUUCCGUUUGAGAUGGAAUCACUCAAAUUGAUUAUAACUGACCUGAAGAUAUAGAUUUUCAUGUGUUUGGACAAAAUUUGCAGAGGGUCAGAAUCGGCCCUUGUAAACCUGUUUUCUGAGUCGACUCUUCUCGACUUUAUUUUCCUCUAUGAAUUGCGCACAAGAGAAGCAACAAAAUUGACUUCUUGUAAAAACGUAGGAAUAUUCGGACUUCUCUGUUCCAUCGUUUUAUUUGCGCGCAUAAGUUUUCAGGUAAACAAACAGUGAUACAGCGAUGUAUUUCUUACGAAGGCGAAGGGUAAUCGCCUACUCUGCCAGCGGUGGGAUCGCGAUCUCGCGUGGUCAAGGCGCUACGAGGUCGACCAGGAGAAACAACAAACGAUAAUCGUCGUAGUAUGGCAAGAUCUGCAGGAUCGCCGGUAGUUGAAGAGAAAAGAGGAAACACCACGUGUGCGUGUGCGUUCGCUCGAAGGGGUAAGCACGCCGACCACCGUUGCUACCGUAGGAGGGGCGACUUCGGGUCAAAGGUGGGGUUAAAAUCUGUAGGUAGGGAUGGACCGGAAGAGAUGCGCGUUGGUGACACUGAACGUUAACCGGUGCGAUCGCUUCGAAUAACUAUGAAACGAAAAGAGAAAGAUCGUGGAGGCAUAGAAAAUUCUAUCAUAGCGAUAUAACGUGAUUACAAUAUAGCGGUGGCCGAAGAUGAGAGACAGAUGAAGAGAGAACAAUGACGGACUAGGCGUCUAAACCCAGGUUGCUAUUAACGCAGACUAGACUUUAUAUACGAGACAGAAAUUCGGCGCUAGAGAUCGCGCGGGCAACGAGAUGCGGUGGGAAAGGAGCGCCAUGCGAUUCUGGAAGUAGGGAUGCUGUACGAUAGAAAGAGCUCUGGAGGGGUUGGCUGAAAGGAGUGAGGAGGAGGUACAAGAUGAGAUGGUGUGUAAGAGAUCGCGAGGUAGCGGGAACCUACGUUACGUGGACAAGGAUGCACACGAGUGAAGCGAGAGGAUACGAAUUGUGAACAAACGGCACUGAGAGAGAUGCGUUCGAGACAGGGCAAACCGAGGGAGGAAAGGAGCGAGUGGCAGCGCGAGCACAGGCGUGAGAGAUCGUGCCAAGGGGAGCGAGCGGUGCUAGAGAGCGAGCGAGACAUGGUAGGUGGGGAGUUUGCUCCGGGUGCGGAGGCAAAGAGAGAAGGAACGGAUGGAGGGGAGUAAGAGCGAGCGAGCCGGAGGGAGAGGCGCAGUCAGACAGUCAGGCAGGCCGCCCGGCAAGCAAGGAAGGCAGGCAGGCAGGCAAGCAGGCAGGCAGGCAGGCAGGCAACCAGGCAGGCAGGCAGCCAGGCAAGCAAGCUAGCAGGCAGCCAGUGCACCAGCCAAGACCACUAGAUCCGCUUGGCUUACCGACUUAGAGACUUAAGCCGGCAGGCAGUCCGAAAGGCUCAACCGGCUAAGCCUGGCGGACCCACCUACCAACCGACUUACGCGGCGCUAGCCACUACGACGCGUUUCAUCUACCGGUGGGAAAAUCAGGAUACACCGCUGCGACCGACGGUACCGCCGCCGCCUUCUUAUAUUUUCCUCUAUCGCCGUGUCCCGCUCCGCGCUUCUCCUCUCUGACGUACGUUAAGGGCGGAGGUGCGAGUAGUGACGAGUGCCGCGCGGUCAUCAUCAUCGACGCGCUCGUGCCGACGACGACGGCGACGACGGCGACGUCGACGUCGUUGCCCGCGGCCGCGCCGUCCGACGACGGUCGCGGGUAGGAGACCGUCUCGCCGUUCUCGCGUCUGUAAAUCGUAUGUAAACAAUCACGCAGUGCAUUUCCGGAGUGGAGGACGAGAAUUCGGAAGUGGUGAUAAUAACAGAUCGUGGUGUCUCGUGGAGAUACAGCCUUCUAAUUUUUACCGGCGUAUAACUCUGAUCAGUGACAGAAGCCGCGGUGAAUGUCGGCUCUUGGUGAACACCGCGCCGAAGAGAGUGGGUGAAGUGGUGAUAGUCAACGUAGUGCUAGAUACACGCAGGGAACGUUGAUUACGUCUGUACCGUUUUAAUGUAGUGAUUACGAAUCGCAAACAAAUCUCCUACGAACCCUUCACGGAGAACGUAAAAACGCGAAGAAGAAUCGCGACGAAUCAUGAAUAUUCGAUUCUUUCGAAGUGAGAGAAAAACAUAGCGGAAGUCCAAAAGAUAAAAACAGUGGAGGAACAAGAGGUAGAGUAGAUGAGUUCACCUACCUCAGACGGAAAGUGUUUAUAAGGAUGAUAGUGCUGAUAGUUUAACCUACUUAAGACGACAUAUUUUAUAACUCUUCUUGUUUUUUUUGUCCUUACGUAACACGGCGGCAUUGAACGGUUAUCUAAUUUAUCAAGCCUUCGUGUCAGCGCGCGCAUCGUCCACGUGAGUCCCGCGCUGUUUUUCGGUGUCUUAACGUGAACGCGCGACCGUCCACGUACUCCCGUCGGUCCACCUCGGUAGCCACCAGCGCGCGAUGUCGCGCGUAUGCGCUUAUCUUGUUGCCGACGCUAAAGAGAAUCGAAGCGCCAGCGGAAAAGUGCCGACGGUAUGAUAAACGCGCUGUAAUCGUCUCUGAUAAAAUCAGCAUAAUUUCCUUAGAAAUCUAUGUCGAAAGAAUCCACCGAUCACCCGGUUAUUAACUACAUCGACGAUCGUCGCGCAUCAUCGUGUUCACGAGCGAGAGAAACUUGGAUGAUACUCGGUACAUUUAAAUUCUCGUGACGAGUAUUCGCGAAAGAAACAAAUCGUUUGAUCCUACCGGCUGAUAAUUGCCUUUAAAUAACUGUCACGCGGAUUCUCGUUGACGUAGUCCAAUCUGCGAGACAAGAAGAACGCUUGAAUGUGUCCUUAGAAGAAGGCAGCGAACAAACCGGCGUUGAUUCGCGGCCUCUCGCGGGCCAGGUUGAUCGUGUCACCGAGUCGUAAGGAACAGUCAACACGACGUUAACCUUCUACAGUAUGGAGCGGGGCGGCGGGGCCGGGGGGAGCCUCGAACUCUCCGCGGGCGGCGGCGGUGGCGGCGGAGGCGGCGGCGGUGGCGGCGGCAACGCGGAUUUGUGUCUGCAGGACCUCGUGAUCGGGCCGACGAGCGGCCUCUCGGUGCAACAUCAUCAGCACACGACCGCCGCGAUGACCAGCCUACACAGCGACCAUCUUCAGGGCGCGAUGCACCAUCACGAUAUCCACGGUAAUUCGCAUCACGACACCUCGAUGCUGCACAACUCCAGCCAUCAGCUGCACCACGAGCCGUUGGAGAAACUUAAACGUGUCUGGGCACAGAGUGACUUCGGGGACGAAACCAACGGGGGUCUCGCGAGGCUCGACGCGGGUCAUGGCGCUCACACUCCCGGUGGUAGCAAUCCUAGUACACCGGGGGCGACCCCCACGACACCCUCCGGUGGAUACUCUACUGGUCAGCCCAGGAACCGAACGAACGCAACUCACAGGCCAGACAUUCGGAAAGGUGUACGAACACCACCAGAAGUCAAACACGAAUUGGGUGCUGCUGGUGGCGUUGUUUCUCCUGGAGUUGGAGUCAACGAUACUGACGAUAAGGACGGUAAAAAGAACAAAAGGCAAAGGCGACAGAGGACACACUUCACGCAGCAUCAACUUCAGAAUCUGGAGAUGACGUUUAUGAGAAAUCGCUAUCCAGAUAUGUCAACCAGAGAAGAGAUAGCUUGCUGUACGAAUCUUACGGAAGCUCGAGUCAGGGUCUGGUUCAAGAACAGGCGAGCGAAAUGGCGGAAGAAGGAGCGAAACGCGAUGAACGCCGCCGCGCAGGCCGCGGCGGAUUUCAAGUCCGGCUUCAGUACAGCCAGUCUGAACGGCUUUAUCACCCAACCGUUCCCGGACCCCGACACCCUCUACAGCUCGUACAGUACGUACAACAACUGGGCAGCCAAGGUGCCAUCGCCGUUGAGCGGUAAGAGCUUUCCCUGGAUGAACACUCUAGGCUCAGUCGUGCCUGCGGCAACGCAUCAUCACCAUCACGCUCAGGUCAGCCCAGUGAAUCCCUUUAACGCCGCAGCGACGUCGGUCGCGGGCAGUCACGUGGGUGGCAUGUCGGUUUCGGUCGGGCAAGCGGCCACAUCUAUGCUACCGGGCAUGGGUUCCGGUCUCGGUGUCGCGAGCUCGCCGGUCGCUGCGUCUGGCGCGGCGUGUCCGUACGCGGCACCGGCGGCACCGCACCAUCCAUAUGGACCGCCAGUCUAUACGCCCCACCAUCGAUCGCCCGAAUCCUGCACAGUGAUGACAUCGAGUAGCAUCGCUUCCCUACGAAUGAAGGCGAAACAGCACAGCAGCGGUUACGGCGGCGGUGGUGGCGGUUCUUUCAGCGCAGGCGGUACCACAGGCGGCACCACAGCCGGAAGUAUAAGUCCCGUAAGCUCGAGAGCGUCUUCCGUAGGCGGUGGCGGAGGUGGCGGCGGUCUGAGCGCCUGUCAGUACGCGUUGACAACAGCGGCCGGAGCGAACCCUCAUUCCCCAGGUGGCCCCGAGGCACACGCCAACGCCACUGCCAGGGCCCAGGUCUGAGGCGAAGCGGGGGCUACGUCUAGCC
Solenopsis invicta (red fire ant) is the source of this 4822-nucleotide messenger RNA. RefSeq names its product pituitary homeobox x (gene Ptx1). The record is from RefSeq and is a predicted model, not a curated record. The transcript is spliced from 4 exons. Gene Ontology annotation, molecular function: RNA polymerase II cis-regulatory region sequence-specific DNA binding; DNA-binding transcription factor activity, RNA polymerase II-specific. Lineage: Eukaryota; Metazoa; Arthropoda; Insecta; Hymenoptera; Formicidae. Gene Ontology annotation, cellular component: nucleus. Bases 3220 to 4797 code for a protein of 525 amino acids. Gene Ontology annotation, biological process: anatomical structure morphogenesis; regulation of transcription by RNA polymerase II.